CAGAGAAGAGACUCGUCGGGUACAAGUCGCUCAAAUUGAAAGAGAAGUACUAUGGUCAAGAAGACACAUAACAGCAUUUACCCGCGCUAACAGCGCUUUCUCCCUUCCCGGAAUUCCCGUAGCCUGGUACAGUUCAGAAACUAUGUUCAAAUCUUUCAGAUUUUACAAAUUCAACGAGUUUGUUUUCUCUCCUUUUUUUCUAUUUUUUUUCUUCCUUGUGGAGUCGCUUGUCUGCGCUGCACUUCCUUCGAAGAAGGUAGAGUUAAACUCUGUGAAGAAACAAAGCUCCCUGAGUGUGUGCUGAUGUCAUUUCCGUCGAAUGAGGUCUAAUUUUUGAAGCUUCAAAUUGGUACUAUCGCUUUGCUAUUAAAUAUAUAAAACGCAAAUCAAUGCAAUUUCUCCUUCUGCGUAUUUUACUGCAAUGUAAUAAACAUAAAAAUGUGUAAUGUCCCACAAUAAGUCUAAUUUAGUAAGAUCUCUGAAGCCCAAAGUACAGUGACAAUCAGUCCACAUGGUGUCACCAAAGAUCUUUGGUAAUGUUCUGUCUGGUCGCUGUAAGCGUAAUCAACAAACACACUUCCGUCAAAUAAGGGCGGAUAUUGCCCUCAACAUCCGGUAGGUGAGGUCACACGUAAACACAUGGCCGUACGAAACAUUGUACUGUGUUACAUUUUUGGUGGAAGAAGUAUAGAGCUUUAUACACAUUCACACGAUGAAAGUUAAAGUCCUCUCCCGGAAUCCGGACGACUAUGUCCGUGAGACGAAGUUGGAUAUCCAGCGUGUACCAAGAAAUUACGACCCGUCCCUCCAUCCGUUCGAGGUGCCAAGAGAAUACACCCGUGCCCUGAAUGCCACCAAGCUGGAGCGCGUGUUCGCCAAGCCGUUCCUGGCUUCUCUGGACGGCCACAGGGAUGGGGUGAACUGCAUGGCCAAGCACCCCAAGAGCCUCUCCACAAUGCUGUCCGGCUCCUGCGAUGGAGAGCUGAAGGUGUGGAAUCUAACCAAACGCGAGUGUGUUCGUACACUCCAGGCCCAUGAAGGCUUUGUCAGGGGGAUGGUCGUCCGCUUCUGUGGCACCUCCUUCUUUACGGUUGGUGAUGACAAGACUAUAAAACAGUGGAAGAUGGAGACUCCCGGCUACGGAGAGGAAGAGGAACCUCUCAAUACUAUUCUUGGAAAGUCUGUGUUCACCAGCAUCGACCACCACCAGAAAGGGGGUGUGUUUGUGACGUGUGGCCAGCAGGUGGAUAUCUGGGAUGAGCAACGCAGCAGCCCCAUUCGCUCCUUCUCCUGGGGUGUGGACAGUUUCAGCUGCGUCCGCUUCAACCCUGUAGAGACUGAACUUCUAGCAAGUUGUGCCUCUGACAGAAGUAUUGUGCUGUAUGACAUGAGGGAAGCGACACCUCUUAAAAAGGUAAUCAUGAAUAUGAGGAGCAACACUUUGUGCUGGAAUCCCAUGGAAGCUUAUAACUUUACCUGCUCUAAUGAAGAUUACAAUCUGUAUACAUAUGAUAUGAGGUACCUGGACAAGCCUUUCACCGUACACAUGGACCAUGUCUCAGCCGUGCUGGAUGUAGACUACUCUCCAACUGGUAAGGAGUUUGUCUCAGCCAGCUUUGACAAGACCAUCCGCAUCUUCCCCAAAGACAGUGGCCACAGCAGGGAGGUGUACCACACCAAGCGCAUGCAGCACGUCAUCUCCAUAAAGUGGUCGUCAGACAACAAGUACAUCCUGAGUGCUUCAGAUGAGAUGAACAUCAGACUGUGGAAGGCCAAUGCUGCUGAGAAGUUGGGAUUGCUGGCUCCUAGGGAGAAGGCAGCUGUGAACUACAGCCAGAAGCUGAAGGAGAAGUUCCAGCACCACCCUCAGAUCCGCCGCAUCUCGCGCCACCGCCACCUGCCCAAGUCCAUCUACAGCCAGAGCAAGGAGCUGCGUGUCAUGAAGGAGGCUCGCCGCAGGAAGGAGAGGAACGUACGCAAGCACAGCAAGCCUGGCUCCAUGCCCGUGGUGACGGAGAAAGAGAAACAUGUGGUCACCGUGGUGAAAUAGGACACCAGUGACCGUGUGGCGUUGGAGGACUGAAGGACUACUCUGCCUCUACAAACACUUGGGCCACGUUUAGACAUACACAGCUAGUUUGCAAAAUGUCGGUAUGUUUCCCAAAUUUCUCUCGUUUUCCAGAAAUUCCACGUACUUGGAUUUCCUGCUUGGUCCCUCGUGGUUCCAGGACACAGGAGGUUGGUGGCACCUUAAUUGGGGAGGAUGGGCUCGUAAUAACUGGAGCAGAAUGGGAUCAAAUACAUGGUUUCCAUGUGUUUGAUGUCAUUCCAUUUGCUCUGUUCCGGCCAUUAUUGUGAGCCAUCCUCCCCCCAGCAGCCUCCUGUAUUCCAGGAAUAUUACAAACUGGAUUUCUGACAAACCUGGCAAGUUGGGAAAGAUACCAGAAUUUUGCAACCCUGCACACACUGUUGUGGAUCCUUUCAGUUAUAUUCAUGACAAUCUAAUCUGCAACGUUCAAAAGACUGCACCCUCCUGAACACAACCCUAUCUAAAACUUUGAAAGAAUUCAUUCCACCUCUCCAAGGCUUGAUUAUAAAAGAGAAAUAUGGGUCAAUAUUGCAAAGUUUGCUAAUAUAAGUCUCCCAACUGUCAUGGUAAAACUUUGUACCCCCAGAUGAAGAUUUCAUGAAUGCUAUUGUUGGAACAGUAAUUUGGGGAUGAUAUUGUAUUGAAAUAAGAAUACACUAGAAACCAAGAAGAACAACAUGCGUCAAAUAUCACCAGAACGUUUAUUUUAGAAACUAUCUUGAAAAUGUUUGUCCUCCCUACACCACCACAUACCUUCAGCUAUUGUUUACUGAUUCAGUAACCUUAGAUAUCAUGAUGCUACGGGUUGACUAUAUUGACAGUGCUUUUUGUAUUUAUUGAUACACUGCUAAUAAAGCUGUGGUAUGAUA
This is a messenger RNA of Oncorhynchus gorbuscha (pink salmon), 2958 nucleotides long. Its product is annotated as DDB1- and CUL4-associated factor 13-like. The transcript has 11 exons. Gene Ontology annotation, biological process: maturation of SSU-rRNA from tricistronic rRNA transcript (SSU-rRNA, 5.8S rRNA, LSU-rRNA). The record is from RefSeq and is a predicted model, not a curated record. Bases 713 to 2050 code for a protein of 445 amino acids. Gene Ontology annotation, molecular function: protein binding. Lineage: Eukaryota; Metazoa; Chordata; Actinopteri; Salmoniformes; Salmonidae. Gene Ontology annotation, cellular component: nucleolus; small-subunit processome.